Molecule: messenger RNA, 576 nt
Organism: Lathyrus sativus (Indian pea)
Lineage: Eukaryota; Viridiplantae; Streptophyta; Magnoliopsida; Fabales; Fabaceae
Source: the annotation of a GenBank genome assembly
AUGACUGACUUCAAGAUUCAUGUUUCAUCAUCCCCAUCUUCAUCCUUUUUCUUUUCUUCCAUUACUGCUAGUACCGUUGAUCAAGGUUCUCGUUCUUGUGAUACUGGAACACACAAACGGAAAUACCGACAACAAGAAACCAACAAUAAUUCAUCAUUAUUGAAUUUGUCUUCAUAUCCCAAUGAAACUAAUGUCUGUCUCCAUUUAUCUCUAUAUUUUUGUAAUUGCAUUGAAAUUGCCAAGAAACAGAAACUUGCUCACCAAGAUACUAAUGUUGAUGCUGUUGUUCCUGUUGGAACAAGUUCUGAUCCAUGGAAGAUCAAGAAAGUGCUGACAUUAAGUGAUGUUGGAUAUAAUAGCAGACUUUUGUUGAAGAAAGAAUUGGCUAAGGAAUGGAUCGUUCCUUUUUUGAAUAAAGCUGAAGCUGAAAAAGAUGGUGUGAAAGUUGCGGUGUUUGACGUUGAUACUCAAAGUCUACGUUCUCUUGUUUUCAAGAUAUGGCCUUCGAAUGGAAGUCAUGUUUUCAUCGAUACAUGGAUCUUUUGUAUGCAAAAGGAAUUUACAGGCUGGAGAUGA